GCGGGCGCGUGAAUCAGGCCGGGCGGGCCGCGCAGGGAGUGGCUGCCGGACCGACCGGACCGCGAGGCCGCUGGGCGGCGGUCGGCUCCUGCUGCCCCUGUGCCGAGACCCCGCACACCUGGCCAGCUGGGACCCUGCCUCACCCUCGUCCCAAGGGCACCACCAGGCAAAGCCAGGACAGCUUUUCCUGGGGUAUCUGGGCCAGGUAGCCUCCGGGGCUGGCGGACUCCGGGGUACACAGGAGCACACCCCAGCACCCAUCGCCACGCCGUGCCCAGCGGUCGGGGAAGCCGGGCAGGACAGCUGGCAGGAUGGUGCCCAGUCCUGAGCCUGCCGUCCCCAGGCAAGCCCCUGGCCCCAACAUGGCCCGUCGCUCGCAGAGCUCCUCGCAGGGGGACAACCCGCUGGCGCCCGGGUACCUGCCCCCCCAUUACAAGGAGUACUACCGCCUGGCAGUGGACGCGCUGGCCGAGGGCGGGCCAGAGGCCUACAGCCGCUUCCUGGCGUCCGAGGGGGCCCCGGACUUCCUGUGCCCCGAGGAGCUGGAGCACGUGAGCCGUCACCUGCGGCCCCCCCAGCAUGCUGCCCGGGAGCCCCCCGAGGGCACCCCUCCCGACGUGGACAUGGACGGCUCCUCAGGCACCUACUGGCCUGUGAACUCGGACCAGGCUGUGCCCGAGCUCGACCUGGGCUGGCCCCUAACCUUCGGCUUCCAGGGCACCGAGGUGACCACGCUGGUGCAGCCGCCGCCGCCGGACAGCCCCAGCAUCAAGGACGAGGCCCGCAGGAUGAUCCGCUCCGCCCAGCAGGUGGUGGCCGUGGUGAUGGACAUGUUCACAGACGUGGACCUGCUGGCUGAGGUGCUAGAGGCCGCGGCGCGCCGCGUGCCCGUCUACAUCCUGCUGGACGAGAUGAACGCACACCACUUCCUGGACAUGGCGGACAAGUGCCGGGUCAACCUGCACCACGUGGAUUUCCUGCGCGUGCGCACAGUGGCAGGCCCCACCUACUACUGCCGCACCGGGAAGUCCUUCAAAGGCCACGUGAAGGAGAAGUUCCUGCUGGUAGACUGCGCCGUGGUGAUGAGCGGCAGCUACAGCUUCAUGUGGUCCUUCGAGAAGAUCCACCGCAGCCUGGCGCACGUGUUCCAGGGCGAGCUGGUCUCCAGCUUCGACGAGGAGUUCCGCAUCCUCUUCGCGCAGUCGGAGCCGCUGGUGCCCUCGGCCGGGGCCCUGGCCCGCAUGGACGCCUACGCCCUGGCCCCCUAUGCUGGGGCCGGGCCGCUCAUGGGGGUCCCUGGAGUCGGGGCACCGACCCCCUUCUCCUUCCCCAAACGCGCGCACCUCCUGUUCCCGCCGCCCCGGGAGGAGGGCCUGGGCUUCCCCUCCUUCCUGGACCCCGACCGGCAUUUCCUGUCGCCCUUCCGCCGCGAGGAGCCGCCGCGGAUGCCCGGGGGCGCGCUGGAGCCGCACUCGGGCCUGCGGCCGGGCGCCGAGCUGGGGGGCACGCGGGGCUUCUUCCAGGCGCGGCACCUGGAGGUGGACGCCUUCAAGCGGCACAGCUUCGCGGCGGCUGACGGCGCGGGCGCCGUGGAGAACUUCGCGGCGGCGCGGCAGGUGUCGCGGCACACGUUCCUCCACGGUGACGACUUCCGCUUCCAGACCAGCCACUUCCACCGCGACCAGCUCUACCAGCAGCACUACCAGUGGGACCCGCAGUGCGCGCCCACGCGCCCGCAGGGCCUGUUCGAGAAGCUGCGCGCUGGCCGCCCGGGCUUCCCCGACCACGAGGACCUGGCCCUGGGCGCGGGGCCGCGCUUCCCGGAGCUCGGCCCCGACGGGCACCAGCGGCUGGAGUACGUGCCGUCCAGCGCCUCGCGAGAAGUGCGCCACGGCUCCGACCCCGCCUUCGGGCCAGGGCCCCGCGGCCUGGAACCCGGCGGGGCCCCGCGCCCCAACCUGAGCCAGCGCUUCCCGUGCCAGUCCGCUGCGAAGCAGGGCCUGGACACCAGCACGGAGCCGGAGCCGGAGCGCAGGGGCGGGCCCGAGGGGCGCGCCGGGUUGCGGCAUUGGCGCCUGGCGUCAUACCUGAGCGGCUGCCACAGUGACAGCGCCGGCGACGAGGGCCUGCCCACGCCCAUGGACGCCGAGGACUACGACGAUGACGUGCUGGCGCCCGGCGGCCGAGACCCGCUCCCGGUGGCCUUCCGCGCCCCGGCGGCCGUGGCAUCCAGGGGCCCAGCGCCAGGUUCUGGCGGCGGCGGCGGCGACAGUUCCCAGCGCGAGGGCGCCGAGGAGGCGGCCCUGGCCAUGCAGGACUCCUUCCGCUCCCGCCUCAACCCGCUCAUCCAGCGCAGCUCGAGGCUGCGGUCCUCGCUGAUCUUUGCGUCGCAGGCCGAGGGCGCAGGGGGCACAGCCGCGGCCACCACGGAGAAAGUGCAGGUGGUGCACAAGGAGCAGACGGUCAGCGAGACCCUGGGGCCCGGCGGCGAGGCCGUGCGCUCCGCCGCCUCCGCCAAGGUCGCCGAGCUGCUGGAGAAGUACAAGGGCCCAGCGCGCGACGCUGGCGGCGGCGUCACCGUGGCCAGCCACAGCAAGGCUGUGGUGUCCCAGGCGUGGCGGGAAGAGGUGGCCGGGGGCGAGCGCCGCAGCCUUGAGAGCUGUCUGCUUGACCUGCGCGACUCGUUCGCUCAGCAGCUGCACCAGGAGGCCGAGCGGCAGCCGGGCUCCGCGGCGGUCACGGCCACUCAGCUGCUGGACACGCUGGGCCGCGGCGGCGCGGACCGCCUGCCCUCCCGCUUCCUCUCUGCCCACGGCCGCUCCACCUCCCCGCAGGGGCGUGGCAGCCCCCCACCAGAGGGGCCAGGUGCACACCAGGCCCCCCAUCCUGAGCCAAAAGGGAGCCCCACCGCUGCCUACCCAGAGCGGAAGGGCAGCCCCACCGCCGCCUACCCAGAGCGGAAGGGCAGCCCCACGGCCGCCUACCCAGAGCGGAAGGGCAGCCCCACCGCCGCCUACCCGGAGCAGAAGGGCAGCCCCACGGCCGUGGUUCCCGAGCGCAGGGGCAGCCCCGUACCCCUGGUGCCCGAGCGCAGGGGCAGCCCCGUGCCCCCGGUGCCCGAGCGCAGGGGCAGCCCCGUGCCCCCGGUGCCCGAGCGCAGGGGCAGCCCCGUGCCCCCGGUGCCCGAGCGCAGGGGCAGCCUCACCCUCGGCUUCUCUGGGGACGCUCCAAAGGCGGGGCCCCUGGAGGAGGCUGCGGGCGGCCCCAUGGAAGUCCUGCGCAAGGGCUCCCUGCGCCUCAGGCAGCUGCUGAGCCCCAAGGGCGAGCGGCGGGCAGAGGACGAGGGCGGCUUCCCGGCGCCGGCGCCGCAGGAGAACGGGCAGCCCGAGAGCCCCCGGCGGCCGUCCCUGGGCCGGGGUGACAGCACAGAGGCUGCUGCGGGCGACGAGAAGGGCCCGCGGGCGCGCCUGGCCUCGGCCACGGCCAACGCCUUGUACAGCAGCAACCUACGGGACGACACCAAGGCCAUCCUGGAGCAGAUCAGCGCCCACGGCCAGAAGCACCGUGGCGGCCCGGCCCCGGGCCCAGGCGCAGCCCACAGCAGCCCCGAGCUCGGCCGCCGCCCGACCGCCGGCGGCCUGGCCCCCGACAUGUCCGACAAGGACAAGUGCUCGGCCAUCUUCCGCUCGGACAGCCUGGGCGCGCAGGGCCGGCUGAGCCGCACGCUGCCCGCCAGCGCGGAGGAGCGCGACCGGCUCCUGCGGCGCAUGGAGAGCAUGCGCAAGGAGAAGCGCGUGUACAGCCGCUUCGAGGUGUUCUGCAAGAAGGAGGAGGCGGGCGGCCUGGGGCCCGCGGAGAGCCCGGCGGAGGAGGAUGCCAGGGACAGCAAGGUGGGCAAGUUCAUGCCCAAGAUCCUGGGCACGUUUAAAGGCAAGAAGUGAGCUUGCGGCGCCGGCCGGGGUGCAGGGAGCGCCCUGUCCUCGAGCCGGUGCCCGCCUGGCGCUCAGUGGGUGGCCUCUCCGCCUGGGGGCUUGGACCCCGCACUGCCUGGUGCCUUUCUCCCUGCAGCUUCUCUCCUGGGGCUGCCUCCAGCUCCCCUGGGGGCUCGUCCCUCCCGGGCCUCCGUCCUCAGGGACCUCUCCGUACCUCAGUCCCCCUCUCCGCGGGCUUGUGUUCUCAGGGCUCCCCUCUCACUGCCCCGGCUCUGUGCCCCCUCGCUGCCACUGCCCUCCUCGGCCCAUCCUCAGGCCUCUUCUGUCGAUUCCAUUGGCUCCCCUGUCCCCUCGCUGCCCCCAGCGUCUUUCUGGGUGGCCCAGCCUCUUGCUGCGACCAAGGCUGCCCCUCUUGUGCUGGGUGCUGGGUGGGGUGGGCCACUGGGAAAAGAGGUGCUGGAGACCCCCAAGGGGCUGCCCACGGUGCCAGCAAAAGGAGCAGGUGCACUGGGCGUUGCGGCGCAAUAAAACGUGAUCU
Molecule: messenger RNA, 4470 nt
Organism: Lepus europaeus (European hare)
Lineage: Eukaryota; Metazoa; Chordata; Mammalia; Lagomorpha; Leporidae
Gene: SACK1H
Product: family with sequence similarity 83 member H
Exons: 6
Coding region: 312-3941 (1209 amino acids)
Biological process (GO): protein localization to cytoskeleton; positive regulation of cell migration; intermediate filament cytoskeleton organization
Cellular component (GO): keratin filament
Molecular function (GO): keratin filament binding
Source: RefSeq, a predicted model, not a curated record